AACGUUACGCGCACCUCCGGUUGGUGUGUGAUCAUUUGAAUGAGUGUGAGUAUGUGCGCAUGGUGAUGUGAUCUACGGACUGUGUGAGGAUCUGACUGUAAUACAGCGGUGGAAAUCACCGGAUGUGUGAGAGCAGCGCGCAGUAGCACCCAAAGCCAGUUGUGUAGUAAGUCACCGACCAUGACGCGCCGGAGCGCCUUUACGCGAGCAAGAUGUCAUUAGUUACCAAUUAAAUACACCGAGCAGCGAUAUUUUGGAGGAAAAUAACUAUGUUUUAGUCGCGUUUGUUAUAUUUUGGAUACAAAAAGGCCAGAAAGGGGGAUUGGGAGAACAGGGGACGAGUUCUUCACAAAAGAAGCGAUGGAGGAGCAGCAGAACACCACAGACGGCAGCGAGGGGGAGAGCGUGUCCCCGUCUCCCGGCCUGCCUUCGCCUCCCAUCCGGCCCCUGCAGGUCGCCCAGCAGGCCCACAGAACUACCAACUUUUUCAUCGACAACAUAUUGCGGCCUGACUUUGGCCGCAAGAAGGAGCACGGCGGCCUGGGCCCGCAGGCCUCAGGCCGGGAACGGGUGCACCCGGCGGUCAGCAGGCCGAGCCUUCCCGGGACGCCGUGCCAGGACUCGAACUGCAGCAGCGACAGCACUUCGUCCUCCGCCUCCUCGGCCUCUUUGGCGAGUCCCAAACAGAGUAACGGCUGCGCCGGAGGCGCCGUCUCCACCGGGAACAGCGGCGUGAAAGCCGAGGACAGAACUGGCGCCGGGGCCGGGGGGGAGAACACGUCCUCCUCGCUGGUGGUGCUGAAGGGAACCGGGGCGUCCACGCCGGAGAGCCAGCCCUUGCUCUGGCCCGCCUGGGUGUACUGCACCCGGUACUCGGACAGGCCCUCAUCUGCAGGCCCAAGGACACGGAAACUGAAAAAGUCAAAGAGCGGCAAAGAGGACAAGAGGCCGCGCACGGCCUUCACGGCCGAGCAGCUGCAGAGACUGAAGACGGAGUUCCAGGUGAACCGCUACAUCACGGAGCAGCGGCGCCAGGCUCUUGCCCAGGAGCUCAGCCUCAACGAGUCCCAGAUCAAAAUCUGGUUCCAGAACAAGAGGGCCAAGAUCAAAAAGGCCAGCGGAUUCAAGAACGGUCUGGCGCUGCAGUUGAUGGCGCAGGGACUGUACAACCACUCCACCACCACCAUCCAGGAGGACAAGGAGGAGGACAGCGACUGAGGACUCUCCUCACACCCUGUACAGUGUAAAUGAAUGCAGUACGUCUAAUUUAAUAAUCCAUUUUGAUGACAAGGACUUCUUCAUCCUCCUCUUCCAAUGGGACUAUCCAGCAGACUCUUCAGACUGACCUGCCACCGCAAAACCAAAGAGAUUUUAUUGUAAAAAAAGAGCUUGGACACUUUCUGGAACAGUAGAAAAGGCGCUUGUUGCAGCUGCUGCUGCGGCCUCGCACACGCACGAUCCGAAUACCGAGACCAGCCACCAGGCAUUGAGUGCACUGGUCAUCACGUUCAGCUUUUCUUGUUUUUCCUCUACAAACUGGACCAAUGGCAGUACAUUUACACACUUAAAGUUUCAAAAAGAAACAUCGCAGGAAGGGGGGUAAACAUGCUUUAAAAUAUGUUGUCGACACGAGAAACACACGUAAACCCCCCGGUUUAUUAAAGGGAUAUUGGAAAAAUACUAUUAAGUCGUGGUCUUAGAACUAUUGUUAUUGUGCCCUUUUUAAUGGGCAUUUAAACAAGAGGGAGUUUAUGUAGAAUUAAAAAUGUAUAUGCACUUCCUCUUGCUGAUUCCAUUUUAGAUAUCAAAAUAUUUCAAUGUGACAAUUUAUGGGCCAAAUUAAAUAAAUUAUAAAUAACGAUUCCGAUCAUACAAAAUAUGAAUAAAUAAUUAAAUGGUGCAAAAUCCCAAUUUUAGGGGGGAAAUUAUAUCAUAGCCGCAGUAUCUCUAUAAUCCUUUGAACCAUAUGCACUUCUUUCUGUCUAUUUUAUUGCUGUAAAAAAGACGUAAAACAUUUUCAAUAAUUCACAUUGAACCUAACUCUAUUCCAACAAAAUCCUGAUAUUUUUUAUUUUACAGUGACUAUUAAUCUGCUCUCAUGUCGUUAUCAUUCUCUUUUAAUUCUUCUGUUUGUAGCCAUCAUUUAGUUUGGAUAAAACCCUUGUGGAACAGUUCAUACAGAGGGUCUACAUGGUGUAUCCUGUAUGUCCACCUAAUCACAAAUGGACUAUUUUCCCCUCUGUGUAAAUUUCCUGGUGUGGCCUUUAUUUUGACACAUAAAGACAUUUGGAAUACAAAGUAUGUUUGAAGAGGAGGAUAUAGUAUGUAUUUAAACCAUGUUUCCAAAUAAACACUUUUAUAUUGGAAAAGGACCCCCAAAAAACCCUCAGGAACACAGUGAGCCAUUUUAUUUUCUGGUGAGUGUCAGAGAAUAUUUAAUUAAGAAAUUGAAGUGUGUUUUUGUGUGUGUGGGGCGGGAGGUGGAGGGCUGCAGCUCAUUGGUUCAAGUGAGUGGGACAACUGAAUCCAUAUUCAUAAGUCUUUGGAAGGAGGGGAAUUUACACUGCGAGACGCACCGCUAUCAGCACUGUUAAGUGUUACAGAGCAUGAAAUUGCCUCUCCGUCUCUGUGUUCACUCAUUUCAUCAGCAAGCCUUUGUAGGCCUGAAACAAAAGUAUAGAGGUGUUAUAGAGAAAGAACCAUGUGUUUGUUUGUGAGACGUUCAACAGCAGCUUGGCACGAUCAGGACCUGGAAUCACACCUUACUGCAUUAAAUAAAUAAAGCAGCUUACACUUGG
Molecule: messenger RNA, 2798 nt
Organism: Gasterosteus aculeatus aculeatus (three-spined stickleback)
Lineage: Eukaryota; Metazoa; Chordata; Actinopteri; Perciformes; Gasterosteidae
Source: RefSeq, a predicted model, not a curated record